Talaromyces rugulosus is the source of this 3036-nucleotide messenger RNA. RefSeq lists its product as uncharacterized. Gene Ontology annotation, biological process: protein N-linked glycosylation; riboflavin biosynthetic process; fructose 6-phosphate metabolic process. Gene Ontology annotation, molecular function: L-glutamine:D-fructose-6-phosphate transaminase (isomerizing) activity; 6,7-dimethyl-8-ribityllumazine synthase activity; carbohydrate derivative binding. The record is from RefSeq and is a predicted model, not a curated record. Gene Ontology annotation, cellular component: riboflavin synthase complex. The transcript has 8 exons. Lineage: Eukaryota; Fungi; Ascomycota; Eurotiomycetes; Eurotiales; Trichocomaceae. The annotation marks the transcript as partial.
GGUUCCCCUCACCUCUACUUCGCUUUUCAAAACCCAACUCUCGUUUUCUGCUUCUCAUCCUACCAGCUAGCUGCCGUCCUCGUUCGAUUCCUCCAUCCCAGUCUCUGCUGCUGCGCCUGCUCGGUCCUCCUUUAUCGGCGCCUGUACCCCUCGCUGCCAAGACCCCCUCGUCUCGGUCUCGACAUCUUCUCUCGCGCGCCUGUGCUGCUUCUCAAACCUCGCUCCCUCUCUGAUUCUCUCGCUCGUCUCGAUUACAGCUUGCAAACAUGUGGUGCGCUUCUCAGACUGCCAAUUGAUGCCUGUGCAUGCAUUACUGACUCCCAAUCUCUGCAUAGUGGUAUUUUUGGCUACAUCAACUACCUGGUUGAAAAAGACCGCAAGCACAUCAUCAACACUCUGGUCAAUGGUCUCUCCCGGCUCGAGUACCGUGGAUACGACUCUGCGGGGUUCGCCAUCGACGGUGACAAGAAGAACGAGGUUUUUGCCUUUAAGGAAGUAGGAAAGGUUGCCAAACUGAAAGCCUUGAUUGGCGAAUCCAGUGUCGACCUCGAAAAGACUUUCGAUUCUCAUGCAGGCAUUGCUCACACCCGAUGGGCCACUCACGGCACCCCCUCCCGCUUGAACUGCCACCCACACAGGUCCGACCCCAAGUGGGAAUUCGCCGUCGUUCACAAUGGUAUCAUCACCAACUACAAGGAAUUGAAGGCCCUUUUGGAGACCAAGGGCUUCCGCUUCGAAACCGAGACCGACACCGAAUGCAUUGCCAAACUGGCCAAGUACCUCUACGAUCAACAUCCAGACAUCGACUUCACCGUGCUGGCCAAGGCUGUCAUCAAGGAGCUGGAAGGUGCCUUUGGUCUUCUCAUGAAGUCCGUGCAUUACCCACAUGAAGUCAUUGCCGCCCGCAAGGGUUCGCCCUUGGUCAUCGGUGUUCGCACCUCCAAGAAGAUGAAGGUUGACUUUGUCGAUGUCGAGUAUUCGGAAGAAGGCGCUCUCCCCGCCGAGCAGGCAUCCCAGAACGUUGCCAUCAAGAACUCGGCUGCCAGCCUCCUUGCUCCUCCCGACAAGUCUCUCCUGCACCGCUCGCAAUCCCGCGCCUUCCUUUCCGAUGAUGGAAUUCCUCAGCCAGCCGAGUUCUUCCUCUCUUCCGACCCUUCUUCCAUCGUGGAACACACCAAAAAGGUUCUCUACCUGGAGGACGAUGAUAUUGCUCAUAUCCAUGAAGGACAGCUCAACAUUCACCGUCUUACCAAGGAUGAUGGCACUUCUAACGUCCGUGCCAUUCAAACGAUUGAGUUGGAAUUGCAGGAGAUCAUGAAGGGCAAAUUCGACCACUUCAUGCAAAAGGAGAUCUUCGAGCAGCCCGAGUCUGUUGUCAACACCAUGCGUGGUCGCUUGGAUGCCGAGAACAAGAUGGUGACCCUCGGUGGGCUUCGUCAGUACAUUUCGACGAUUCGUCGCUGCCGUCGCAUCAUAUUCAUCGCUUGUGGAACAAGUUACCACUCUUGCAUGGCUGUGCGUGGUGUUUUUGAAGAACUUACUGAGAUUCCAAUUGCUGUUGAGCUUGCAUCGGAUUUCCUGGAUCGCCAAGCCCCGGUCUUCCGUGAUGAUACAUGCGUGUUUGUGUCGCAAUCUGGCGAGACUGCAGACUCCCUCGUUGCUCUCCGCUACUGCUUGGAGCGUGGUGCCUUGACUGUUGGUGUUGUCAACGUCGUCGGCUCUUCCAUCUCACUGCUCACCCACUGCGGUGUCCACAUCAACGCUGGUCCCGAAAUUGGUGUGGCCUCUACCAAGGCUUACACUUCUCAGUUCGUUGCCAUGGUCAUGUUCGCCCUUUCUCUGAGCGAGGAUCGUGCAUCGAAGCAGAAGAGACGUGAGGAAAUCAUGGAAGGCCUCGGCAAGAUCUCGGAUCAAUUCCGCGAGAUUCUCAAGCUCAAUGAUCCUAUCAAGGAGAUGUGCGCCAAAUUCUUCAAGAACCAAAAGAGUCUGCUGCUCCUCGGUCGUGGUAGCCAGUACUCUACCGCCUUGGAAGGUGCUUUGAAAAUCAAGGAAAUUUCUUAUCUUCACUGCGAGGCUGUCAUGUCCGGUGAAUUGAAGCACGGUGUUCUUGCUUUGGUUGAUGAGGAUCUCCCCAUUAUCAUGAUUCUCACCCGUGACAACAUCUUUGCCAAAUCGCUCAAUGCCUACCAACAAGUCAUUGCCCGUGGCGGCCGUCCCAUCGUGAUCUGCAACACAGACGACGAGGAGUUCCCCCCUUCUCAGACCGAGAGAAUCGAGAUCCCCAAGACGGUGGACUGCUUGCAAGGACUGUUGAACGUGAUUCCCCUGCAAUUGAUUGCCUACUGGCUCGCUGUUGCCGAGGGCUUGAAUGUCGACUUCCCUCCUCAAUCAGAAACCAUGGCAUCUUUGAAGGGACCCGGCGAGCGCGAGACAUACGACGGUGCGGGGCUUCGAGUCGCCAUUGUUCACGCGCGAUGGAAUACGGUCAUCAUCGACGCUCUCGUGGCCGGAGCUCGCAAGAGUCUCGCAGCAGCUGGGGUUGCAGAGCAGAAUAUUGUCGUGGAGAGUGUUCCUGGGAGUUAUGAACUGCCGUUUGCUGUUCAAAGGUUAUAUUCAGCAUCACACGUUCAAGCCGCUGCCAACUCCGCGACGGGCGAUAUCAGCGCCACCGAUCUCUUGUCCUCGUCCACAACCGAUCUGACCCAAGCUGCUGCAACUACUCCUACUACCCCACAAAGCUCCGCGGCUUCACAAGCUCCCUUUGAUGCAAUCAUUGCGAUUGGCGUGCUGAUCAAGGGCGAGACGAUGCAUUUCGAGUACAUUGCUGAUGCGACGUCGCAUGGCUUGAUGCGCGUGCAGCUCGAGACGGGCGUGCCUGUUGUUUUUGGCCUGCUUACCUUGCUCACUGAGGAACAGGGUUUGGAGCGUGCUGGCUUGGGAAGUGGGAAGAAGCACAACCAUGGCGAGGAUUGGGGGAGUGCUGCUGUUGAGUUGGCUGUUAAGCGUAAGGCAUGGGCUGAGGGCAAGAUUGCCUAG